This is a messenger RNA of Spea bombifrons (plains spadefoot toad), 1087 nucleotides long. It is a transcript of the gene GTF3C6, whose product is annotated as general transcription factor IIIC subunit 6. The record is from RefSeq and is a predicted model, not a curated record. Gene Ontology annotation, biological process: transcription by RNA polymerase III. The transcript has 7 exons. Bases 28 to 741 code for a protein of 237 amino acids. Gene Ontology annotation, cellular component: transcription factor TFIIIC complex. NCBI's taxonomy places the organism in Eukaryota, Metazoa, Chordata, Amphibia, Anura, Pelobatidae.
UCAGCAGUCAGUCACGGACCAUGCAAUAUGUCGGCGCCCAGCUCCGAAGCAAAGCGUUUCCUUGGAGAUGCUAGUAGCAGUGCUGCUGCCGCUGAAGAAGACGAAUAUGAGGUGGUGGAGGAACAGUUGGUUUUGGUGGAGUUAACAGGAAUUAUUGAUUUAGACAUCUUGGAAAAAUGUGACAACAGAUGCAAGAUUUUGGGAAUUAACACAGAAAAACCAUUCCUACAAGUUGAUAAAUACGUGUUUGCAGGAGAGUAUGAAGAUGCCCUUGGCACCUUUGUGAUAUUUGAAGAAACGUCAGAACAAGUGGAUGGAGAUAACCCAAAACCCCAGUUGAAAUACAAAUGUCAUACGACAAAGAAACUAAAUAUGACAAGGACAUUUUUGACAGAAAAGAAAGAAGGUGAUGAGGGAGUGGACAAAGUUGAAUGGUUCCAGAUUAAAGAUGAUGACAAUGCCUGUUGGCCCAACAUGAUAUGCAACUUUGCACAGGAGGGUGAAGAAGGUGAAAAUGCAGAGGAUGCAUCUCAGAGUGAACCUGAAGAAGAGCAGGAGCAGCUGGAUGUAUCAACUGAGGACUCUGGAAACCUGGAGCAAAGUGUUGAUAAUGAAAAGCAGGACUCUGAGAUGGAGGAGUCUGUAUCACACCCCGCUUGUCAACAAGAAGGGCAGGACCUCAGUCAACUGACAGAAGAAACCAGUUCUAAAGAUCAAGGAGAACAAAGUUCCCAUGAGUGAAACAUGCCAUAUAAAAAAAGUACCUAACCAGAGCAACCAUGAUAAACCACAUCAUGUUUACAAUUGUGAUGUUGUUUGCUCUUGUGAUCACAUGUCAAGAUUUAUAGCUAAGCAGAAUGCAGCUUUACCGAAAACCCACAUUUUCAGCAACAUUGAUAUCAUGAGAUACAAGAAGUCUCCAUGAUCCCAUGUUAUAGAGAAAGAAGAACACAGAUGGAUGACGUUUUACCAUGCCCUGUAUUUUUUUAAGCAGAGUGUCCUUAAAUUAAGAAAAUGGCAAUUAAUAUAUGUGACACUUUAGACUGUUUAUUCCAAGAACUUUGUGCUAAAUGAUAAAUAAAUAAAU